GCAUCAAUUUCUCCAUCCUUCAAUUCAAGUAACAUUACUAAACUUUGACAAAAGAUGGGUUACAAGGCAUUUCUGUUUCUUGGCCUUUUUUUGGCCAUUUUUCUAAUGAUAAGCUCUGAGGUUUUAGCUAGGGAGUUGUCUAAGACUUCCACCACUUCAGCAGAGGACUCAAACAAAACCACUAGCAAGAAUGAAGUACAUGAAGCUCAAUAUGGUGGUGGAGGAUACCCUGGCGGUGGCGGCGGAUACCCUGGAGGCGGUGGCGGAUAUCCUGGCGGCGGCCGUGGUGGUGGUGGAUACCCCGGUGGCGGCCGUGGUGGUGGUGGAUAUCCUGGCGGUGGACGUGGUGGUGGCGGACGUGGAGGUGGCGGACGCGGUGGUGGUGGAGGAUACUGCCGCUAUGGUUGCUGCGGCCGCCGGAAUUACAAUGGUUGCAGCAGGUGCUGCUCCUACAAAGGUGAGGCCAUCCAUGGAUAAGGUCACCAUAUAAAACCUUUGUACUUGCAAGAUGUAAUAGUAAUAAUCUUGCAGCUUUUUAGAGCUUGUUGUAACAAGUUAUGAAUAAAAUUAAGUCAUCAUUUAAUAUUUCUGUUAAUUAUACAACGGUGUGAUAAUGUUUUCCUUU
This is a messenger RNA of Nicotiana attenuata, 625 nucleotides long. RefSeq names its product glycine-rich protein 3-like. The record is from RefSeq and is a predicted model, not a curated record. The transcript has 2 exons. Lineage: Eukaryota; Viridiplantae; Streptophyta; Magnoliopsida; Solanales; Solanaceae. The coding region runs from base 55 to 477 and encodes 140 amino acids.